This is a messenger RNA of Pseudophryne corroboree (corroboree frog), 1832 nucleotides long. It is a transcript of the gene YAE1, whose product is annotated as YAE1 maturation factor of ABCE1. The coding region runs from base 117 to 791 and encodes 224 amino acids. The transcript is spliced from 3 exons. NCBI's taxonomy places the organism in Eukaryota, Metazoa, Chordata, Amphibia, Anura, Myobatrachidae. The record is from RefSeq and is a predicted model, not a curated record.
CGGCGCCUGGGCACUGGCAGCAGGCGCGGUGAAGAUACGUCACGACACAGACAGGAGCUGAGCUCGGUUGCUAAUAGCAGUGUAGUGCGGUAUAAUAGAAUUAGUGUCAGUGGGAGAUGUCGUGGUUGCGGGCGGCCGCGGAGCUGCAUCCGGCUAGUGAGGAGGAGGCCGAGGUGUUUGAUGAAGGGCAGGACGAGAUGGAGCUUGUUCAGAGGGAGUGGAAGAGAUCCAUGGAGCAGAGACUGAGGGAGGGCUAUCUUGAUGGGAUAGAAGCUGGAAAGGAAAACUCUUUGCAAACAGGGUUUAAUUCAGGUUACAAGCUGGGAGUGAGCAUGCUUAUGCCCUGUGGAGAACUUAGAGGAACAUUAAGUGCUCUUGUCACUUGGUGUCAAGUUCACCAGUUGGAACCUUCCAUGACCACACAGCUUGGGGAGCUACUGACUUCAGUGUGUCAAUGUGAAGACCACAUCGUGAAGGUCUUGUCUUCCAUUCACCAGGUCGCUCACCCUACAGAUUUAUCAAGCUCUUUGGAGGACAUGGAUCUCGCCAGCCACAUACAUGAGGCAGAUAAGAGGUCCUGUAGUGCGGGUCAGGAUUGCUGCCACAACCAGGAAUCUCUGCCAUCUUCACUGCUUAGCGGUUGUAGGACUACACAGCAGCUGAGUGAUGUAGUGAAACAGGAACUUAGCCGGAUUCUGGGAGAUACCCAUGCUAUAGCUCAACAGCUGAACAUGUCUGAAGAUCUACUUUAUUAUUUGCAAUCUCUGAAAACAAUGUAUUUAACAUCUUGAAUUUUCUGCUGCUUUAUUUCAGCACUGUUCUAGUUAUGUUUUAUCAACAGGAGAAACUAUUUGUCCGAUAUCUCUGCCCUGGAAUGGUUAUAUAGCAAUAUUAGAUUAUGAAUAGCCAUUAAAUUUGGUUUGUUUCUUGCAAGUUCUUCCGUCCAGUGCCUAGGCUGGAAAAUGUUUCUUCUUUAGUAUAUAGGAACUUUAAUUCCGUAAACACUGAAAAGCAUAGUUAUCCGUGGGCGAAUUGAUAAUUCUAACACAGAUAUCUGAUCUUUAAUCAGUAUGCUUGGAACUCUGCUUUUUACAGGUUUUAGGGGGUUUUCUGCAUUAACUUGGAGCACCAUGCUCAACAUAUAGUAGUUUCCAUUUAAACAUUGAUCAGAUGGUGUGGUAUAGUGCAGCUCAGGAUCUAAUAAAUAAUUAAGGGGUUCGUGGUUUGAGAGUAUGUACUAAAAGGAACUGUAAUGAUAUGUAGUAUGUGUACCGAAAUGCAUUGAACGAAGUGUCGUUUAAGAGGUGUAUUUAUUAAAAGCAAUGUCGGAGUCACAGUGCUCUCAAGUCAGGUAUGUCUCUCGGUACUAUCGUUUCUUGAGUUUACCCUCCUAAAAGGUAUACUACCACUUCAAGGGGACCAUUUCAUAGAGGGAUUUGUUCAUCUGUUGUUCCCCAUAUAAUACACUAGUGUAAGUCCCUCCCUUGGAAUAGCACUGCUUCUGCCAGGUCUUAAGCGCCCUACACAUUUGCCAAUGUGUGCGGGCGAUAUGAACGAGAAAUUGUUCAUAUCCCUCGUGUGUAUGCACCAACGAUGAACGAUGCGUGGCCCCGCGGUCGUUCAUAGUUGGUUCUCCGUCGCUUUGCAAUGCAAGUAAAUUUGGACAAUGAACGAUCAUCAUUCAGAUCGAACAUCUGCAAGUGUGUAGGGCCCUUUACAUGGCAGGCAUCUCUGGCUGGACUUCAAAUUUUACAUGUCAAAUGAAUGGUGGUACCUUAUUAGCUGUCUAUGGUAUCCAACCAUUAAGAUUCUACAUUAAAUGUAAUACAGAA